This is a messenger RNA of Dovyalis caffra, 846 nucleotides long. Lineage: Eukaryota; Viridiplantae; Streptophyta; Magnoliopsida; Malpighiales; Salicaceae. The record is from the annotation of a GenBank genome assembly.
AUGGCAAUGGAAGACUAUUGUGGAGAGGAAUUGGAGCUGUAUCUGGAAUUAUGGGACGAGGAAGACAUACUUUAUAUUAAAAUCAAAGAAAUUGGGGUCCACGUGAUAACAGAGAAGUUAGAUUCAUUUGAAGAGUCCUCAGAGUGGGAGUGGGAUCGUGACAUUGACAACCUGCAAGGAACAACAUCUUGUGGUGACGUUGAAGAGGGGGAUGAGAAUGACAGCCAAAGUGGAAGAGAUAUAGUGAUACCUAAACUAUAUCAUCAUCUUCAUCAUCCCCUUUUGGGUUCAAUUGCAUUCUCUACUGAGGAGCAGUGGAUAAGUCAUUUGCUAAAGGAGUUGCCAGCGUGGGAACUCUACUUUGUACAUGAAGGUGGGAUUGUCAAAAUUGUUUGGGUACCACCAGAAUAUGGUGACGCAGUGGCUUUAUUUGUGGAGAUGGGAGUUUGUCCUUGUGGGAGGAGAUUGUUGAAGAUGGACAGCCUCUGCAAUGGAAGCUUUGUUAGAGUUUUCAAAGCAAAGGAAGUGAAUUUACAGAUCGUGGCAUUUUCAUUUGGUCGUUUUGAAGUCUAUGACCUUUUGGAUCCCUUGGAGUUGAAGAAUUGGCAGCAUCAGCCGGCUGAAUUUCAGAAUGUGAUUGAUUCAGUUUCUACAUUUAGGAAGACUUCAUGCUUUUCUGCAUCUAUUUCUUGGAAUCCGCAAUGGAAUAAAAGCCAGGAACCAAGCUUUGUUCUGGCUUUCAACUCAGAUACACGAAAACUGAACAGUUCUAAGGUACAUCUCAUGGAAGCUGUAUUCUGUUCGUUUCAUUCCAGUGUUGAUUGGAACUUUGUUAAUAAAAUUUAA